GGCCACGGUGAAAGGGUAUAAGAAGCUAGAGCAGAUGGUGAGGCGACUCCAAAUCCCCAGAACCAUCCUGAUCCGAGUUGGUACACCAAAUGAAAGGGCGUGCUUAGUAUCACAGACGGGUUGGGUGCCAGUAGUACGAGCUGGCCCUUUCACAACUCACUCCCAACAGCAUAAAGCUCAUCAUAGGCUUUAUGCUGUUGUACGAAAAGUUGGGAUGCCUGCAAAGGCGGUGGUCUUCAGGUCGCUCUUCCUGUGCCGUUUGUGCCCGUCUACGAGUGGGACGAGGUGGUACUACAUCUCAGGAAAAGAGAAGAUGAUUAUCUUCACCAACAUUAGGAACAAGGUGGCGAGAUGGAAGAGGCAGUUCGUCUUCGUGCGCGAUACACGAACUAAAAGGAUGAAUAACGAGCUCGCCGCCCGUCUGUCUGAGUGGCGUACGCCGAACACGUACAUGAACUAUCCUCAGCUGACCAUUGGUGACGUCGACCUGAAGAACCGGUUACUUGAUCACGUGAAGGCGAGGGGUUUGGUGGAUCUGGAGGCCUUGGUUACCCCGGACCAGAUCGCAGUUCUUGGGUUUGUCGAUGUGGCAAACCUGCACGGUGAAGGGCGCAGCUCGCAACACAGAGGUUUAAUCUCGGCACAAAGGCCACGUGCUGAGCAAAGAAUUGAGCCUGCGCCUUCCAGCUCCAGAAGGCGCUCGAGGGAAGACGCGGAUGCCGAUGCAGAGGAUGACGUGCCUCUCAUCCAACGUAGGACGAGCACCGUUUCGCAGCCCGCCCUGGUCGCUGCUGCAAGACCUUCCAACGUGUCCCAAGCGCCAGCUCGCGAGGUUGCUGAGGCCACACCAACCUCGACGUCUGUGGGGGGCCCGAGGAUUGCAUACCCAGACGGCUUCAGUUACGCUCGGACUGAGUGCCAGACUGCUAUGCUGCAGGGUAUGCAGAACUUUGUGCCUCCCGCGGACCGGCUGCGCGCGAAGGGGCACGUUCAGCAGCAUGGCAGUCAUGCUGCCUUAAUCAAGUUAAUGGAUGCGUUCAGCUACACAGUCGCACUCUUUGAGUGCGAGCAGGGAGCCCGUGUGCAGAACAGCGAGCUCCAACAGAGCUGCAAACAACUGGCCUCUGAGAAAGCCAGUUUGGCUGACGAGGUCAAUCGUUUACAGGGCUCAAAGAUGGCUAACCGAGCGACGUCAACGGAGAGUCGAACGGACGAGCUGGCCCGUAAGGUUAACGAGCUGAAGGAGGAGCUCGUGAGGGCUCAAGUGGAGAAGGAGAGUGGCAUUCAAGCUGCCAAUGAGGAGCUUGGCCGUGCAGAGGAACGCGCCCGGAAAGCGGAGUUUGACAGGGAGAAGACUCUGCACGAGCUGAGCUCCCUGAGAGAGAGGGUGGCACAAGCCGACCAGCAUGUUGCCCGAGCUGAGGCGUCGUUGGAAAGCACCAAGAGGGCCCACCAGCGCGACAUCUGCUUUGCUCGCGCACAAGGGGCCGAAUGGCUAGUGGGAGCGGAGAUGUUCCAGGACGCCGUUGCGGUUGCUUCUGCCAACACUACCACGGACAUUUUCAACGAGGUUCGUGGGAAGGUGCUGCAAGUGCGGGCUGAUUUCCCCAUCGCCGAACUGGCUUUCUUUGAGGGCGAGGAGAUUAACGAAGAAGGAAAGAGCCUAGCCCAGCCAGCGGACACCCGGGUGAGGCUGAGAUGGGAGCUAAACGAGGAGGGGCUGCCCGUGUGGCCCCCUUCUGUGAUCGAAGAGGGGGAGGACAUGGAGGGGUUGCCAAGUUUUGAUGCUUGGGUUGCAAACCCCCAGGAUGUGCCCGCUGAGCCUUCCAGCACUCCUCCCGCUCAGCCUCAACCUCUGCCCGCUGCAGCCGCUGUUUCUGCUCCGUCUCCUUCAGAUCGACCAUCUCCUGCUCGGUCUACUUCAGAGGCCAACAACGCAUCCAUCCCCGUCGAUCUGACGGACGAUUAGCUUAGGGGUUUUUUUUUUUUGUAUUUCUUUUUUGUGUUUUGGUGUUAAUCAAUGAAUUUAUUUACC
This is a messenger RNA of Rubroshorea leprosula, 2035 nucleotides long. NCBI's taxonomy places the organism in Eukaryota, Viridiplantae, Streptophyta, Magnoliopsida, Malvales, Dipterocarpaceae. The record is from the annotation of a GenBank genome assembly.